Molecule: messenger RNA, 1416 nt
Organism: Cebus imitator (Panamanian white-faced capuchin)
Lineage: Eukaryota; Metazoa; Chordata; Mammalia; Primates; Cebidae
Gene: FNDC4
Product: fibronectin type III domain containing 4
Exons: 8
Molecular function (GO): protein binding
Source: RefSeq, a predicted model, not a curated record
CGGCGGCCAGAACCCCGGCGGGGCGGGGCGGGCCAGCUGUCCCCGCGCGUCCCGGUCGGGCUGCGGCGGAGUGAGCGGGGCCAGCGCUGCAGAAGGCGGCUGGCUCUCCGGGACGGUCACAUCCCGCUGCAGGGGCGGACCCAGGCCAGCGUCCGGGCAACGCCCCCUGCUCCGGGACAGACUCCCCGCCCGCCUGAGCUCUGGGGGCUCCGCAGACCCGCGCCCUCUCGGCCCGCAGCUCGGCCCCACGCUGCCCGCCUCGCCCGGCCCGCGCCAGGAUGGGGAGCCCCGCCUGGAUGUCAAGCGGAUGCCCCAGAGCCCCCCCCCAGCGGACUCGGUGGGGACAUGGCUUCGCUGAUGCCCCUUUCCCCAUAUCUAAGCCCCACGGUCCUCCUGCUGGUCAGCUGUGACCUGGGCUUUGUGCGAGCAGACCGGCCUCCCUCUCCUGUGAAUGUGACGGUCACUCACCUCAGAGCCAACUCGGCCACUGUGUCCUGGGACGUCCCAGAAGGCAACAUCGUCAUUGGCUACUCCAUUUCCCAGUAACGGCAGAAUGGCCCCGGGCAGCGUGUGAUUCGGGAGGUGAACACCACCACCCGGGCUUAUGCCCUCUGGGGCCUGGCUGAAGACAAUGACUACACAGUGCAGAUCAGGAGCAUCGGCCUUCGGGGAGAGAGCCCCCCAGGGCCCCGGGUGCACUUCCGAACUCUCAAGGGUUCUGACCAGCUACCUUCAAACAGCUCAGGCCCAGGUGACAUCACAGGGGAGGGUCUUGAUGGAGAGCGACCACUGCAGACUGGGGAAGUGGUCAUCAUUGUGGUGGUGUUGCUCAUGUGGGCUGCUGUAAUUGGGCUGUUCUGCCGUCAGUAUGACAUCAUCAAGGACAACGACUCCAACAACAAUCCCAAGGAGAAGGGAAACCGGCCAGAACAGAGUCCUCAGGGAAGGCCAGUGGGGACAAGACAGAAAAAGUCACCAUCCAUCAACACCAUCGACGUUUGAGGGAAGAAACACACCCAGAAGAGAGCUGCACUAACAACUUGGGGAUGGGGUGGGGUCAGGGAAAGCCCAAGAUGAAGAUCUGCCUGAGACUCCUAGAGGGUAAUGACAUGCCCACAAUCUCAGGCCUGGAACCCAUCCUCUUUCCACUGUGAGCAGAGCCAGUCUGUUAAGAGUCUGUGCCCCUGGACCUGGGGAGCAGAUAUCAGUUGGGAUAUCUCCUCCCAUCCCCUGGUCCAGGGGAGAGUCACUUGUUCUACCCUAUCCCAUUAGGUCCCAAAUGGGGGCCCCAUUCCACCUGUAUCAGGACUCUCAGCAGCCCCAGCUGCCUCCACAUCUUGCCUCUGGGCCUCAGAGAGCCGUGUUUCUGUGAGUACUCCUCUUUCCCCAGCAAACAAAAGGAAUUGUCGCAGCCUA